Entrophospora candida is the source of this 163-nucleotide messenger RNA. NCBI's taxonomy places the organism in Eukaryota, Fungi, Glomeromycota, Glomeromycetes, Entrophosporales, Entrophosporaceae. The record is from the annotation of a GenBank genome assembly.
GGCUUUUGAAUGAUGAAAUCAAAGCACAAGCAUUAAUGCUACAAAAAGCUGAUAAAAUGCUUGAAGAAAAAAUAGCAAAAAAUACAAAAUUACAAGAGGAGUUGGAAGAGAAAUCAAAAAUGUUAGCAAAAAGUAAGGAAAGAGAAGAGGCACCAAAUCGACA